AUGGAGGAUGAGGAUGUGUUAAAUAUUGCAAAACCAAUUGUCUACAAUGAAUCUAUUGCUCACUAUGAGGUUCAUGCUCAUCUACCAUAUGCCUCAGCAACAUUUAAUAACAGUGAUGAAAUAAGAAUAGCUGUACAAAACCAGGAUCAUUGUGUUUUGCCAAGCAAAAGUUUUUUACAUAUUCAAGGAAAAUUACUAAAGGAAAACGGGACACCUGUUACACAUACUAGGUUUAUUAACAAUGCUAUCUGUCAUCUGUUUGAAGAAGCUCGUUAUGAACUAAACGCUAUUGAAAUUGAUAAAAAUAGAAAUGUUGGUCUUACAAGUCUCAUGAAAAAUUACGUUUCUGUUUAUGGAGUUCAAAGUAAAUUUUUAGAAAACGCUGGUUGGUUUUUGACCUGUAACGCAAACACUGUUCUUGUUGACAACCUUGGAAAUUUUGAUAUUUCAAUACCAUUUAAAAUUCUAUUUGGUUUUGCUGAGGACUACCAAAAAAUUAUUGUUAAUGCAAGACAUGAAUUAAUUUUAACCAGAGCAAGAAAUGAUAUGAAUGCGAUUCUACAGACAGGUGAAGAACAAAUUAGUGUAUCCAUUAAUAAAAUUGAAUGGUUAUUACCCAAUGUUCGCUUGUCUGAUUCACGUAAAUUCAAAUUAUUAAAAUACAUUGAGAAAGACCCACUUAUUCCAAUAAGUUUUCGAACAUGGGAACUCUAUGAGUAUCCUUUACUACCACAGACAGCCAAUCACGUGUGGACAGUUAAGACAUCAACGCAGUUGGAAAAACCUCGUUUUAUAAUUUUAGGUUUUCAGACAAAUCGAAAAAAUGUUAAUACUAGAAAUGCCAGUCAUUUUGAUCAUUGUAAAAUUACAAAUGUUAAAUUAUUCUUAAAUAAUCAAAGUUAUCCAUAUGGAAAUUUGAAUUUAGAUUUUGAUAAACGACACUAUGCUGUCCUUUAUGACAUGUAUGCCAAUUUUCAAGCGACGUAUUACAAUAAGGAGCCCCAACCAUACUUAUCGAAAAAUGAGUUUUUUGAAUAUGCUCCACUUAUAGUAAUUGAUUGUUCAAGGCAAAAUGAAUCAUUAAAAUAUGGUCCAGUUGAUAUUCGUCUUGAAUUUGAAUCUAAGAAAAAUUUACCUGACCAAACAGCAGCUUACUGUCUUAUAUUACAUGACAGAAUUGUUGAGUACAGACCAAUUAGCGGUGGGGUUAAAAAAAUCGUUUGA
This is a messenger RNA of Leptopilina boulardi, 1224 nucleotides long. RefSeq lists its product as uncharacterized. The coding region runs from base 1 to 1224 and encodes 407 amino acids. Lineage: Eukaryota; Metazoa; Arthropoda; Insecta; Hymenoptera; Figitidae. The record is from RefSeq and is a predicted model, not a curated record. The transcript has a single exon.